AUGUCCGACGAUGUCCUGGCCCCGAGCCAGGCCGACACCGUCGUGGAAUCCGCUGCCCCUUCCGCGCGCCCCAAACGGACGCCAAAGUUCUCCGACUACCUUCGCGUCUUCAGCUACGCGACAAAAUGGGACUUUUGCACCUACGCAAUCGCAUCCAUCGCCUCUAUCGGCGCAGGUGUGACACUUCCCCUGAUGACUAUCAUUUUCGGCCAGCUCGUCGAUGACUUUACCGACUACUUUCGAGAAUCCACAAUGAUGUCGCCCGAUGAUCUGCACGCCAUCUUAAACAAGCAGGCCCUCUACAUCAUGGCCCUCUUCCUCGGCCGCUGGGCUCUCAACACCAUCAACAAGUUCUGCUUCCGAAUGAUCGGCAUCCGCCUGUCGUCCGCCGUACGUCUCCACUACCUGCGCUCCCUCUUCGCGCAGUCGAUCCACGUCAUCGAUACCAUGCCGCCCGGAGCCCCGGCGACCGCCAUCACCACAACUUCGAAUACCCUACAGCUGGGCAUCUCCGAACGGCUCGGUACCUUCCUCGAAUACAACGGCACCAUCUGGGCUGCGUUCAUUGUCGCCUUUGUCUGGAGCUGGAAUAUCACCCUCGUGACCUGCUCGUUGAUCAUCUACACGGUGGUCGUCUUGUCGGUGUUUUUGCCUUCGCUGGUCAAGUACCAGACCGCCAUGGGAGAGGCGGAUACCCAGAGCAACGCCAUCGCCAGUGAGGCACUGGGAGGGAUCCAGCUCGUCGUGGCUUGCGGCGCACAGUCUCGCGUGAUGACUCGCUAUGAGACGUGGGUUCGUGAGUCGUUGAAGCGGGCGAUGAAGAUGACUAUGCCAGCCAGUCUUCAGUUCGGUUUAACGUUCUUCGGUGUCAUGGGCGCUUUCGGCCUCGCAUUCUGGUACGGUAUCCAGAGAUAUAUAAAAGGCGCCAUCACCAACCCCGGCGUCGUCAUCAUCGUGCUCAUGUCCGUCAUGAUGAUCCUCACCUCCUUGGAGCGCGUCGCGACUCCCUUGAUGGCUGUUAGCAGCGCCAUGGUUGCCGCCUGCCAGUUCUUCACCGUCAUCGACGCCCCAUUGCCCUCAUCGGGAUCCGAAAAGCCGGACAUCACCUCGGAUAAUGAUCUAGUAUUCGAAGGCGUGACUUUUGCGUACCCGAGUCGGCCUAACGUCAAAGUCCUCGACGAUGCGAGCUUCCGUAUUCGAUCGGGUCAGAACACAGCCAUUGUCGGUCCAUCUGGUUCGGGUAAGAGCACCAUCGUGGGUCUGCUGGAGCGUUGGUACUCCUUGAGGGAGCAACAUGUCCUGCCUGAAGUGGUUGAGGCCAAGCCGUCGGAUAAGGAGAAGAAGACGAAGGGAAAGCAGUCAGAGGCAGACAACGAGAAAAAUGACAAUAACAACGAGGAGCCAUCUGCUCCUGCCAAGCCUCAGCUCUCUGGUUCUAUCAAGGUCGGCGGCCACGAUCUUGAAACCCUUGAUCUUACCUGGUGGAGGGCCCAGAUCGGUCUCGUCCAGCAAGAACCCUUUCUCUUCAACGAUACCAUCUUUGGCAACGUCGCAAAUGGCUUGAUCGGCACCGCUUGGGCGGACGUGCCUGAGGAGCGCAAGCGGGAAAUGGUUAAAGAGGCGUGUGAGGAAGCCUACGCCCACGAGUUCAUCAGUCGUCUCCCGGACGGAUACGAAACACGCGUUGGCGACGGCGGCGCCAAGUUAUCAGGCGGCCAGAAACAGCGCCUCGCCAUCGCCCGAACCAUCAUCAAAAACCCCCGAAUCAUGAUUCUCGACGAAGCCACCAGCGCAAUGGACACCCGGAGCGAAAAGAUCGUCCAGGCCGCCCUCGACCGAGUCACGCAAAACCGCACAACCAUCACCAUCGCCCACCGCCUCUCCACCAUCAAGAAGGCCGACCAUAUUAUUGUCCUGCAAAAGGGUCGGGCUGUCGAGGAAGGCACUCACGAAAGCCUCAUGGCAAGGCCGUUGGGGGUUUAUAGCCAGUUGGUCAACGCCCAGUCACUGCGUCUCGCAGGUGCUGCGGGCGGAGAGGCUGACGAUGUCACACCUGUGGCUACGCCUGAUGAGCAGCCUGGAAAGCUUCUCUACGAUAACGAUAAGAUGGCAGACCCAGAGCAGCCGAGUCCUCCAUCUACCGACGGCGGCGCACCGGAAAAGAAACCCCGCAGCCUCAUGCAAAGUUUCGGUAAAGCCCUGUACAUGGAACGAGCGCAAUGGCCCUUCUACAUGGCCCUUGUCGUGGCUGCCAUGGCCAUGGCGGCCGGUACCCCCAUCCAAGCCUGGCUCUUCGCCAAAGUCGUUGGCGUCUUCCUACUACCAAAUGAAGAUGAAAUGGAUAGAGAAGGCGACUUCUGGGGCUUGAUGUGGCUUGCCUUGGCCGUGGGUGUUGGUCUAUCCUACUUCGCGGCGGGUUGGCUCAGCCUACGCACUCAAUAUUUCAUCAGCGCUGUUUACAGGACCAAGUACUUCGGCGCGAUGCUUCGGCAAAAAGUCGCGUUCUUUGACGAGGACGACAACUCGCAUGGUUCGCUGAGUGCGCGGGUAUCGGGUGACGCUAAGCAGCUGGAAGAGCUCCUUGGUUUGAAUCUCGCUUUCAUGCUCUCCGGCAUUUUCACCGUCAUUGGCUGCGUCAUUCUUGCCCUCGUCUUUGGAUGGCAGCUGGGUUUGGUCGCUACAUUCAUCACCAUGCCAAUCAUGCUCUCUUCGGGGUACUGGCGCUACAGGCACGAAAUGCUCUUCGACAAGAUGAACGCCGCCGUCUUCGCAGAGAGCUCCCAAUUCGCCACCGAGGCCCUAGGCGCCAUCCGAACAGUCUCUUCGCUCACCAUGGAAUCCGCAAUCAACGACCGGUACGAGAAACUCCUCAAUGGCCACGUCCGCGAAGCCUUCAAGCGGUCGCGCUGGACGUCCAUCGUCUUCGGCUUCACCGCCAGCUCCAGCCUGGGAUGCCAAGCCCUUAUCUUCUGGUACGGCGGCCGACUGCUCGCCAGCGGCUCCUACACGCUCGAGGCCUUUUUGGUUUGCUUCAUGGCGGCCAUCCAAGGCGCCGAGGGCGCGAGUCAGUCGAUAGCCAUUGCACCCAGCGCCGCGCAGGCAAAAGCGGCGGCGAAUCGUAUUCUGGACGUGCUGGAUGCUGCGGAUGAUGAGGAGGCGGCACGACGGGCGUGCGGAGGGAAGAUCUCGGAGGCGGGUGGCGGUGUUCGCAUUGAGUUGCGCGAUGUGCACUUCAAGUACCCCACGAGGGACGUCGACGUUUUCCGAGGCUUAAAUCUUGAAAUUGAGAAGGGCCAGUUUGCAGCUUUCGUCGGGCCCUCUGGGUGUGGCAAGACAACCAUAAUUGCCCUCUUGGAGCGAUUCUACGACCUCGAACAGGGUAAAGGCGAGAUCCUAUUCAACGGCACAAACAUCAAAGACGUCGACGUAUACGACUACCGCGAUAACCUGUCCCUCGUGUCCCAGGAGCCGACCCUCUUCCGCGGAACAGUCCGCGACAACAUCCUCAUGGGAGUCCCCGAUCCGGACUCCAUCUCGGACGAGAGAAUCCAUCAGGUCUGCCGCGACGCCUUCAUCCACGACUUCAUCGUCUCUCUCCCCGAAGGCUACGACACCGAUGUGGGCCACAAGGGCCUCUCCAUGUCCGGAGGGCAAAAGCAGAGGAUUGCCAUUGCGCGAGCCCUGAUUCGCGAUCCGAAGGUCCUUCUCCUCGACGAGGCCACGUCGGCUUUGGAUUCCGAGUCUGAAAAGGUGGUGCAGGCAGCGCUCGAAAAGGCGCGCAGCGGGAGGACCAUGAUCGCUGUUGCUCAUCGGCUGUCGACUAUUCAGAAUGCCGAUGUUAUCUUUGUGUUUGACAACGGGGCAGUGGUGGAGAGGGGUACGCAUGAUGAUCUUCUUGGGAAGCAGGGUGUUUACUGGGGCAUGUGUCAGAGUCAAGCCCUGGAUCACUGA
Molecule: messenger RNA, 3951 nt
Organism: Scedosporium apiospermum
Lineage: Eukaryota; Fungi; Ascomycota; Sordariomycetes; Microascales; Microascaceae
Exons: 4
Coding region: 1-3951 (1316 amino acids)
Biological process (GO): transmembrane transport
Cellular component (GO): membrane
Molecular function (GO): ATP hydrolysis activity; ATP binding; ABC-type transporter activity
Source: RefSeq, a predicted model, not a curated record